AGCCCCCACAGCUGCAUGGAGCCGAGGCAGCUGACCCCGAGGAUGCCCAUGGUGGGCACCUUUGUUUACUUGGGGUCCUAGGUAGCCCUCAGAGACGUGGACAGCUGGCUCCUCAGCAGCAUGGCACUUAACCUUGGUGCUGGAACAGAGAAACGUCUGUUUGUGUUUCCAGGAACGAGGGGACAGCUGGCCCACAGAUAGCAGGCUAGGUCAGCUGAGGGUUGCCUUGGCGGCUUUAAGCAAACAGCCAGAGCCAGGGCGGAAGAAGGAUGGAGAAGGGCCUGGUGGGACUGAGAACAACCUGAGAGCUGGUUUCUAGCCGAGGCUACUCGGAAAGGUGCAGGUGAGGCAGGCGACUCAGGGACCUGGGGGCCACCAGCAAGCUACCGGCCUCUACCCGGCAGAUGUGACUCCUGCCCUGGGCUGUGCUCCCCGUCAUGGCCGACACCAUCUUCAGCAGUGGAAAUGAUCAGUGGGUUUGCCCCAACGAUCGCCAGCUCGCUCUGAGAGCCAAGCUGCAGACGGGCUGGUCUGUGCACACGUUCCAGACAGAGAAGCAGAGGAGGAGCCAGUGUCUGAGCCCCGGGGAGCUGGAGGUCAUCCUUCAGGUCAUCCAGAGAGCAGAGCGGCUGGACAUCCUGGAGCAGCAGAGGAUCGGGCGGCUGGUGGAGCGCCUGGAGACAAUGCAGAAGAAUGCGAUGGGCGACGGCCUCUCCCGGUGCCUGCUCUGCGGGGAGGUGUUGGGAUUCCUGGGCAGCUCCUCAGUGUUCUGCAAAGACUGCAGGAAGAAAGUCUGCACCAAGUGUGGGAUCGAGGCUUCCCCUGGCCAGAAGCGGCCCCUGUGGCUGUGUAAGAUCUGCAGUGAGCAGAGAGAGGUCUGGAAGAGGUCAGGGGCCUGGUUCUACAAAGGGCUCCCCAAGUACAUCUUGCCCCUGAAAACCCCUGGCCGGGCUGAUGAUCCCCACUUCCGACCUCUGCCUGUGGAGCCCACAGAACCACACCCUCAGAGUGCUGAAACCAGCCGCGUCUACACAUGGGCCCGAGGGAGAGUGGUUUCCAGUGAUAGUGACAGUGACUCAGAUCUCAGCUCCUCCAGCCUGGAGGACAGACCCAUGCCCUGUGGAGUCAAGGACACAAAAGGUGACAAGCCUAGAGGGGGCUCAGGUGGCAGCACAGAGUCACCCAGGAUGGGGCCUGCCCGCCCGCCCAGCCAUCUUUCGGGCAGCCAGAGCAGCCUGGGCAGUGAGGCUGGGACAGGUGCUAUGGAGCCACAGGGAGGCACCCCACCCCGGCCUGAGCUCAGGGCACCCGGCAAAAGACACACAUGGACAACUCCCCGCUACUGAGAUGGCCAGCUGACAUCCCUGGGCUGAGGCAGACCCCUCAUGAGGAACAAGAUUCAGAGACAACAGGGCCAGCCCACCAGAGCUCCUCUCUGAAGGUUCUUGAGGCCUCACAAGCUCCCUGAUACCUUGACCUGCACCUCAACAAGCCAGUGUUUGGGGACCGAGUGCUUGCCCCCACCCUGUUGUGCCUUAUCUAUCUCACUCAGCACCCCACCUUUAUUUAUUGCCCCUCCCCAUCCCAGUCACAUCUCGAUUUACUCUGGUCUUGAGUUGGGCUGGGAAGGCCUUCCUGUAUGCACUGAAGUUUGGGUGGGACCACACAGGGCUUUCUUUGUACUUAAUGAUGAGAAAUCUAACCUUCAGUGUAACCCUGCAGAGCUGAGCACCCCCCACCCCCCACCCCCCCACCCCGUGUAAGCCUGGAGCACCCACCCCUUUCCCUCUCCCUUCCACUGAUGGAGGCCAGAGCAGGGUCCUAUUUGCCCUGAGGCUGGUCCAGGAGCUGCGUUAAAUCCAGCUUUGAGGUUUCCCUUAAGGCCCUAUUGGCCUCUGGGUUUUUGUUCUUCCCUGAAACACAGCUUUUUGUUCUUCAGUGGAAGACAAAGCUCUCACCCUGCCUCAGGCUCGCUGGCCCAGCCUGGGAGUUUCAAAUUCUAAAACCAGAGAAAGCGUGAAAAAUACUCAAAAUACAGAUGCUUUUGGAAAACCUCUCUGGAGUAGGGGUGGGGAGGUGUCCGACCUAUGACCUUCUGCCCCUGAGUUCAGUUCCACCCCUCCCACCACCAUCCCCUCAUCCACGCAGGGCGCUCUCUCCAAGGCCACCACCAUUAGCCUUUUGCCUGCUGGCAUAAGACAAACUUACCAUUCCCUGUGACCUGUAACACGGCAGCACUAAAAUAAUAAACAUGAGAAUUUUCA
This is a messenger RNA of Apodemus sylvaticus (European woodmouse), 2264 nucleotides long. RefSeq names its product rabphilin 3A like (without C2 domains) (gene Rph3al). NCBI's taxonomy places the organism in Eukaryota, Metazoa, Chordata, Mammalia, Rodentia, Muridae. The record is from RefSeq and is a predicted model, not a curated record. Bases 438 to 1346 code for a protein of 302 amino acids. Gene Ontology annotation, molecular function: small GTPase binding. Gene Ontology annotation, biological process: intracellular protein transport. The transcript has 9 exons.